Messenger RNA from Rhipicephalus sanguineus (brown dog tick), 3533 nucleotides. RefSeq names its product cytoplasmic dynein 2 light intermediate chain 1. Gene Ontology annotation, biological process: intraciliary transport involved in cilium assembly; intraciliary retrograde transport. The record is from RefSeq and is a predicted model, not a curated record. Lineage: Eukaryota; Metazoa; Arthropoda; Arachnida; Ixodida; Ixodidae. The transcript has 13 exons. Gene Ontology annotation, cellular component: cytoplasmic dynein complex; axoneme; ciliary basal body. Gene Ontology annotation, molecular function: dynein heavy chain binding. The coding region runs from base 104 to 1147 and encodes 347 amino acids.
AAGUCGCUUGUCAAGUCUCACGCCGUUAACGCUCGUCACCUCUCUCCUAGACCGCUGAGCGCUUCGCGAAGCGUUGAACUCCGUUCUAACGGAGGCGCUUGACAUGCCAACGGAAACGAUUUGGGACGCUGCAGUAAGACUCAGCAAAGAGGCUGAGAAGAAUGGUACUUCGAAGAAUAUUGAGACUACAUUCCUUGUUGUUGGCAAUAAGCAGAGUGGAAAGACAACGCUUCUGCACCGUUUUCUCGACAAGACGGACACUCCGAAGCCGUCGCUGGCUCUCGAGUAUAUGUUUGGACGACGGUCACAUGGUGCCGGCGUGCUCAAGGACAUUUGCCACAUAUGGGAGCUGGCUGGAGGUGCACUUGCCACCGACCUGCUGGAAAUCCCAAUCACCAUGGAAACACUGCGGUCACUGUCGGUCGUCAUGGUGUUGGACCUGUCCGCGCCCGAGGUCCUGUGCAUCUUGUUUGAGACGUUGCUCAAGGCGCUGCAGUCCCGUAUUGACCGAGUCCUCGACACGGCUCUGAAGAACGAUGCCGGCAUAAACGAGGCGAUUCACGAGGCCACCUCAUCUCGGCUACCAGAAGACCACCCUGACAAGAAGGCAGUAACACCAUUUCCAGUCCCGCUACUGAUCAUUGGCUCCAAGUACGACAUCUUUCAGAACUACGAGCCUGAGAAGCGGAAGGUGACCUGCCGCUACCUCCGUCACGUAGCUCACGCUAACGGGGCGUCCCUUCUGUUGACGAGCUCCAAGAACGAGUCCCUCAUCUCGAGGCUUAAGACCAACCUGACGUACCUGGCUUUUGGUUCCAGCGCUGGUCCCACCAAGGCAUCGCAUGCAGAUUAUAACAAGCCCCUGCACAUAACGUUUGGAGAGGAUUCCUUUGAGAGGAUUGAUGGUUCCUCACCGGCCAAUUCCACUCAAGUUUCAAACUGCUACGCGGUAGUGAAGAAGGCAUUUACGGAGAUCUUCCCACAAGUCGAACAAAAGAUGACAAUUCCAGAAGAUCCCAGUCGUGAUCCUAAGUUCAAGGAAAAGGACAUCGACGUCAUGAAAGCACAGAAAGAAGCAGAACUGGCUGAACUUCGCAAAAGGCGCCAAGACGAGGAACGAGCGAGGGAGCUGCCAGAUUUCGACUAGGCAGAGUCUGUGGGUGGCCAGGAAUUUCGUAACGAAACAUUGUCUACGCAUUCCUACUUUUAAGUGUAGAGCAGUUUUAAGGGACCACCCCGUCGUCAUCUCAUGCCUCGCGUUAGCGUCACGCAGGUUGCACGUUUGAUGCACACGAGCCUAACAGGCUGCACGUUUGGAACGCUAGUGCGCACUUGCCCGUAAACGCCAGCGUCGGCGAAGAGCUAAUUCAUCUGUCCGAGCCAGCGAAGCAACAGUGAAACGCCAGCAUGGGGAGUUGGACUAAGAUCUACGGAAGAGAGAAGCGGAGGCGAAACACCAGUGCCGGGAGUUAGACGCUCGGAGCAGCAAACAGUAGAAAAACAGUAAAAAGGAGACCAUACAGCAGAAAAUAGAUAAUUGCAAAACAAAUCAGAUAAUCACAAAAAAAAAGGAACACAAAAGGAUGUAAAAUAUCACAUAAUCACAUAAACACAACAGAAAACAGUGGAUAAGCAGAAAAGGAACGCAGGUGAAUCAAUGCUCUGCAGUUUGUACAGCUUUCACUUGGGAUGGAACUGGCUUUGAUUUUUUGCAUUCUGCCAGCUUCUGCACUGCAAAGCACCGCACCCAUUUAGUCUCCAUGUGGUCACCUGUACUACCAUACCACCUUGCAACACUACUCCUCUGGGUUUGUUGCAUCAAGAAGCUUGCAAACCCACAUCAGUGAUGCAGCGUUAUCUGCUGGCGUUGCACACGUUGACCGCUAUGUGUUGCCACUGAUAACUGCCACUCGUGAAAGCCUGCUAUUCGGAUAGAAGGAUCACCGUCAACAUGUUCAGAACGUUACUGGUUGCUGACCUCAGCAUGACUAAAGAAGUCACAAGCCAAGGGGCUGACAUUACAAAGAUUUCCAAGCAAUAUUGUUCACUAACAACUGCUCUGUGACAUUCGACACUUUCAUUGUCAUCAUCCUCCUAUGCACUGUCCACGGCAGGAUACAGUCUUCACCCAGUGAUCUCCAAUUUACCAUCUCACACAGGCUGGUUUCAUUUUAUGCCUCCAGCCUUCUUAAGGCGAAAGCCUCAGAUGCCUCAUCAAAUGUGAAAAGCAACCGUUGGCGGUAGCCUCGUCAACACGAGUGAUGCAAAAAAUCAUCGUCAUGUGGUCACGUCAACCUUUGACGUCAUCGUGAUGUCACGGGUCACCAAAAUUUAUGACGUCAUCAUUAUGUCAGCCUCUGAUGUCACGUACCGUGACGUCAUCACAUGACAUCAUUGCUUGCUCAAAGGUGGGCUAAUUCCAGAGCCAGUGCAGAACAACGUUGGGCGCAGAAAGCUUUCGGGUAGGGAAGGGGGGAGGGUGGUCGAUGAAUACAAAUUGACUGAGAAGGAAAUGGAGAAGAAGAUGGCUUUCACUUUCAAGUCGUCUUAGGCAUAUGUAUAAGGGACCGUGCGACUUUUAAUUUCAUCACACCACAUAACCUUCUGCCGUCCUAGGCUGCAUUUCGCCCAUCCCUUGUUAUGAACUGCUGCUCAGGUAUGUGAUGCUCUGUGGAAAUUGAAUUCAUGUAGCCAGCUGUAGGUGCCCAGAAAGUGGCAGCUUUUCUUGUUACGUCAAAGCAAUCGAGCCAAGCACAAAAUGAUAAUCGCGCGCUUUGUUUAUUUUGAUCUGCAGCUACUACUGCUAAAAAAAAAAGGUGUCAAAACACUGAGGCUGUAAUAGUGAGCUUUGUUCAUCUGGUAAUUAAAAUGGCAUAAUUAAAUCUGAGUGCUCGGUGCCAGUGAUAACAACAACACCCAAGCCGGUGACAACAUCCAUGAUGUGUCAUGGCAUGACCAUGUCCAGGCCAAUAACCAAGCCUGGAAGGGUUGAAAUUAAAUGGGAAUCACUAUAAAAUGAAGCCACUUGCAAGGAUAGUCUGAAUGCAGGGAGCCAUGCUGCAUUUUAGUUACUGCGUAUAUUUGGCCUGCAAGUUUGUUAUGGAUUGCAGAUUAUAAAGCAUUUAUUUAUUUAUUUAUUUAUCUCAAAGUACAUAAUAGGUUUGUAAUGCCAGUGCUUGAAGUCAGAUACGAAUAUACUAAUGUAUAGCUCAAAUUUAAUGCGUCCAUUUAGACGUAAACAUUUGUACACUUUACUGAUAUUUACGUUUCCCAUGGCCUUGCAUACAUUUUUUAUUUUGAAGGAUGUGAAACUGCAGUUUGAAGCUUUCGUAAUCAAUGCUCAUUGUAGAGACCUUGUUUUUUUAAUGAAUAAAACUGAAUAGGGAGUAAACCGGGAUUUCUGUGCACCACUAUAGAGCACCAAAAAAUUAAAGAUUAAAUAAUACUAUUCACUAUGAGACUAAGAGUGUAUGAGCUCUGCCUGCUGUGUAAAAGCUACCAUAAUUGCUCGCAUAAUACCAGCAUUGCCUAAU